GACAAAUUCAGUUCUCUCUGUCUCUGUGUCUCUCUGUAACUGUAAACAAAGACCAGCUGUUAAGAGCUGCGCAUGUCCCAAAAACAAUAUAAAAUCCAUUCGUUGGCAAAAUGCGUCUAAAGAAGCUCGGAAUGUCUCGUCAUGAGAAGACAAAGUCCACAGGCGGUAGCAUACUGGAGAGCCUGUUCGGACGACCAUCCAAAUCGAAAGGAAAUAGCUUCAACAGCGGCACUCUGACUCACGGCGGACGGCCCACCUCUCUGGACAAUGAGGGCGGCGUGCUGGGUGGCGUCGAAGAUGUGGAGCUGUACAUUCAGGAGCUGAGCGAGGCUCAGGUGGAUGCGCAAUUUUUGGAAAUCAUCGAGGAUAUGAAUAUACCCAAGGACAAACGGGAACCGCUGCUGGCCAAGUCCAAGGAGGAGCGUCAAAAGAUGAUACUCUGGCACCUAAAAGGCAAAAACUCACUGGAGCGGAAUACGCGCUCCCGCUUCGAGAAGCCCAUCGACUACGUGGAAUAUCUGCAGAAUGGCGAGCACAGCGAGCAUAAGGUUUACCAGUGCGUGGAAUCGUUGCGCGUGGCCCUCACCAGCAAUCCCAUCUCGUGGAUCAAGGAGUUUGGGGAGGCGGGCAUCGGCCAGAUUGAACAGCUGCUGUCGCGGGCCAAGAAGGAUCGCACCUACGAUCGCAUCGAAUUCGAGGCGAUACGAUGCCUCAAGGCGAUCAUGAACAACACGUGGGGACUCAAUGUGGUGCUCGUGCCGGAUCAGCACAGUGUGGUGCUGCUGUUGGCCCAAUCUCUGGAUCCGCGGAAGCCGCAGACCAUGUGCGAGGCCCUCAAGCUACUGGCCUCCUUUUGCAUUGUCUACGAGCGCAAUGGGUACGAGAAGGUGCUCAGAGCCAUCACCACGAUAGCGGCCACAUCGUACAAGUCCAGCGAACGCUUUCGACCGAUUGUGGAUGCUCUAUUUGCAUCGGACAAACAGGAUCCCAAGCGAGAGCUGGCCUGCCACAGUCUCAUCUUUAUCAAUACGCUGACAAACACGCCCACGGAUCUAAACUUUCGGCUGCAUCUGAGGUGCGAGAUUAUGCGUAUGGGGCUGUACGAUCGUCUCGAUGAGUUCAAGAAAAUCGUGGAGACCAGCAACAAUGAGGCGCUGCAGCAGCACUUUAAGAUCUUCAACGAGAUACGCGAGGAUGACUUUGAGGAGUUUGUGCAACGCUUCGACAAUGUCACCUUCAACAUGGACGAUGCCCAGGACUGUUUCGAUGUGCUAAAGAACCUCAUCACGGACACCAAUUCGGAGCCGUACUUCCUGUCCAUACUGCAGCACUUGCUGUAUAUACGCGACGACUUUUACUUCCGGCCCGCCUACUAUCAACUGAUUGAGGAGUGCAUCUCGCAGAUUGUCUUCCACAAGGGCUACUGUGAUCCGAACUUUGCCAAUCGCGACUUUAACAUUGACACCUCGCUGCUGCUGGACGAUAUUGUGGAGAAGGCCAAGGCCAAGGAGUCGAAACGCUCCGAGGAGUACGAGAAGAAGAUCGAGGAGCUGGAGAGCGCCAAGCAGGAGGCGGAGGCCAAGGCCGCUCAUCUCGAGGAGAAGGUGAAACUGAUGGAGGCCAAUGGUGUGGCCGCUCCAUCGCCCAAUAAGCUGCCGAAGGUUAAUAUACCCAUGGCACCGCCACCACCGGGCGGAGGAGCCGCACCACCACCGCCGCCGCCGCCUAUGCCGGGUCAAGCGGGUGGCCCGCCGCCACCACCGCCAAUGCCAGGCAUGGGAGGACCCAGACCGCCGCCACCUCCGCCCAUGCCCGGCAUGGGUGGUGGUCCACCACCACCGCCAAUGAUGCCUGGCAUGAUGCGACCCGGAGGACCGCCGCCGCCACCCAUGAUGAUGGGACCCAUGGUGCCAGUCCUGCCGCAUGGCAUGAAGCCCAAGAAAAAGUGGGAUGUGAAGAAUCCCAUGAAGCGGGCCAACUGGAAGGCCAUUGUGCCGGCCAAGAUGUCCGCCAAGGCGUUCUGGGUCGAGUGUCAGGAGGAUAAGCUAGCCCAAGAUGAUUUCCUCGCGGAACUGGCCAUGAAAUUCUCCUCAAAGCCCGUGAAAAAAGAGCAAAAGGAUGCGGUGGACAAGCCAACAACACUGACCAAAAAGACAGUCGAUCUGCGCGUGCUCGACUCCAAGUCUGCCCAGAAUUUAUCCAUCCUAUUGGGUGGCUCCCUCAAGCAUUUGUCAUAUGAGCAGAUCAAAAUCUGUCUGCUGCGCUGCGAUACGGCCAUACUCUCGUCCAAUAUAUUACAGCAAUUGAUUCAGUAUCUGCCGCCGCCCGAGCAGCUCAAGCGUUUGCAGGAGAUCAAGACAAAGGGAGAACCACUGCCGGCCAUUGAACAGUUUGCAGCAACUAUAGGUGAAAUCAAACGCCUGUCGCCGCGCCUGCACAACCUCAUUAAGCUGACCUACGCGGACAUGGUGACGGAUAUCAAACCCGAUAUUGUGGCCGGUACAGCAGCCUGCGAGGAGGUGCGCAACAGCAAAAAGUUCUCCAAAAUACUGGAGCUGAUUCUCCUGCUGGGCAACUACAUGAACUCGGGCUCAAAGAACGAAGCUGCCUUUGGCUUUGAGAUCAGCUACCUGACCAAACUAACCAACACCAAGGAUGCGGAUAACAAGCAGACGCUGCUCCAUUAUUUGGCCGAUCUUGUGGAGAAGAAAUUCCCCGAUGCCCUCAACUUUUACAAUGAUCUGUCGCAUGUGGACAGGGCGUCGCGUGUGAAUAUGGAUGCCAUACAGAAGGCAAUGAGGCAAAUGAAUUCGGCGGUCAAGAAUCUGGAAACGGAUUUGCAGAACAACAAGGUGCCGCAAUGCGACGAUGACAAGUUCAGUGAGGUGAUGGGCAAAUUUGCCGAGGAAUGCAGACAGCAAGUCGAUGUUUUGGGCAAAAUGCAACUGCAAAUGGAAAAGCUGUACAAAGACCUGAGCGAGUACUAUGCCUUUGAUCCCAGCAAAUACAACAUGGAGGAAUUCUUUGCCGAUAUCAAGACCUUCAAGGAUGCCUUCAAGUCGGCCCACAACGAUAAUGUGCGCGCACGCGAGGAGCUGGAGAAGAAGCAGCGCAUGCAGGAGGCUCGCGAACAGUCGGCGCGCGAACAAAUGGCGCGACAACAGCAGAAGCGUGCCCUGGUCGAUAUGGAUGCGGCCCAGGCGCAGGAGGGCGUCAUGGAUAGCCUGCUGGAGGCGUUGCAAACGGGAUCGGCCUUUGGCCAGCGGAAUAGACAGGCGCGCAGACAACGACCCGCGGGGGCCGAGCGGCGGGCACAACUCAGUCGCAGUCGAUCCCGGACGCGUGUGAAUAAUGGCCAGCUAAUGACCCGCGAGAUGAUAUUGAAUGAGGUGCUCGGCUCGGCGUAGUUUGGACACAGACACACAAGCAAUUCCCCCCUCCACCUACUCCUCCUCUGUACAUAUAUAAAUAGACAUCUGUAGCGAUCUAAGGGCGUAGGACAUUAGCUAUGUACAUGAUACAUCCGUAUCCGGGUAUCUGCAUCUGUGCAGCCUUGUGUACAUAUCAAUUCGAUUGGCAUGUGUACGGGGGAUUUUUAGCUAAUGCUAAGAAAUCUAUCUUAACAAAGCCGCAAAGUACUAAAUGAACUGGGCGUUAGUUCUCGUUGGUGAUUCGAUUCAAAUUAUGUGAUUGAUGCAUUGCUGAAAAACUUUCAAGUCACAAAAUGGAAACAUUUGUUCUACAUUAAACUAAGGUCUUAUGCAAGGAUUAUACUUUAUACUAUUGCCUGUUAUAUUUAGAGAUUUGCAACUGAAAUGAAAAGAAGUAUUCCAGAAGAAUCUUAAAUUGUUGUUUGAUAUGUGAUCGAAAAGGACUUUUUGCUUUGUAAUUUCUAAAACGAAUCUAAAACCUUUUUAAGACUGUCUUUUCACUACUUUUGGAACAAGCCUAAUGCUAUGUUUUAAAUUGUGUCUAUAACGUAAAUGUAGUCUCUUUUUAUUCACACCUUAUUAUGAUAUGUAAAUAAUAUUGAAUUAAAUAACUUAAGUCCAUGUUCUCCAUUUAAUCUUUAAAACGUUGAACGCAUUUUCGUAGCACAUUGUGUGUAUUAAACUCUUUUGGCUUCCAUAUUUGUCAAUCUAGAAGGAACUUUAGUUUUUAUAGUUUUUCUUUUUUAUCGUAUUUUUUAUCAGUUUUAAAUUAGUUUUUUUUUU
Molecule: messenger RNA, 4214 nt
Organism: Drosophila obscura
Lineage: Eukaryota; Metazoa; Arthropoda; Insecta; Diptera; Drosophilidae
Gene: dia
Product: protein diaphanous
Biological process (GO): actin filament polymerization; actin cytoskeleton organization
Cellular component (GO): actin filament; cytoplasm
Molecular function (GO): microtubule binding; small GTPase binding; actin binding
Source: RefSeq, a predicted model, not a curated record